AUGAAUCUUGAAAAGCUCAAACAAGGAGAUGAUCCCUACAUGCAAUUUGAUAAGAUGCACUUUCGUAACUAUCUUCCAGCGGAGAUCGAGAAGUUGAGCAUAUUAAAAAUCACCUCGACAAAAACGUUUGAUUCGGUCGGCCAACCUGUUCCGAAUGGUCUUUACGAUGGGCGAAUGGGAGCCAACGAACAAUAUGAUACUUGUGGAACUUGCCAUCUCAGUGACAUUUAUUGCCCAGGACAUGUUGGACAUAUUGAGCUGUGUGUUCCUGUGUUCAACCCGAUGCACUUUCGAUUUUUAUUUUCGUUGAUGAAAGGAACUUGUAUGCAUUGUCAUGGACUUUUUCUCGAUUCCACCAACAAGAAAGCCCGACAAUUUCUUGCAAGGUUACGAUGUAUUGAGCUAAAUCUCCCCGAUCUCAUUCCAAUUGUUGAGGCGGAACUAGAAAACUUGGAGAGCAGGACACAGAAAACCCUUGAAACAUAUCGAGAUCCGACAGAAGAGUUCAAUCGAGUUUUGGAGUCAUUUAUUGAAGAAAAGACAAAAGCUUCUAUUAAACAACUUCAAGCGUCUGUUGCUCAUGUGAAGCCACACAAAACACUUGUCGAUUUGAAAUAUCACUACUUGAAGGAAUUUCAGUUAGUAAUGUUUAAACGGGUACGCAAAUGUCCUCGAUGUACCAGAAUAAAUGGCUCAAUAUUCAACGACGAUAUGCGAUGUAUAAUUAUCGAUUUUACAAAUACAAAGAAAGAUAAGUCGUCCAUGAGAAAAGGCAAACCAACACCAGACGAAGAUGCAUCCGAUGAGGAAGAAGAGGCAUUGAUUGAGGAGAAAAAAGAUGUCAAAGAUGGUGGAGUUUUGGCGGGGAACGCGGCAAAUACAGGCGCUGAAGCACUUCAGCGACAGCUACAGUCGAUUUUGGAAGGAAAAUGCCAAAAAUUAGCUUGGCGUGGGGCUGAAAUGCGAGAACAUUUUCGGCUUGUCUGGGCAAAAGAUGGACAUCUAUUGCGCAAAUGUUUUCCAAUGUUCGAAGAUGAAUCAAACGGUUGUCCACUUGAUGGACUUUUUUGUGAAGCCGUGCUUGUACCUCCGAACAAAUUUCGACCCAUACGUAUGAUGGCUGGAGAUAGGUACGAGCAUCCCGCGUCGGUGAAUUUGAGAAAGCUUUUGGAAGCAAAUGAGGCGGUGAAGUGUCUUGUGAUCAUCAUGGAGAAUUCGGCACCAAUGAAACGCCCUGAAUUAAUAGAUUUUGUACGAAGGAUGGGGAUUUUUGGAAAUAGUGAACACGCAAUGAUGCAUCAAGCUUACAAAAAUCUCCAAAAUCGAAUGAAUCUGAUUUUUGACGCUGAUGCCGACAAAUAUCAACGCGAAGAGCAAAAAAUUCCUGGCAUUAAACAAAUUUUGGAGAAGAAAGAGGGUCUUUUCAGAAUGAAUAUGAUGGGAAAGCGUGUCAAUUAUGCUUGUCGCUCUGUGAUCACACCUGAUCCCUACUUGGAUGUCGAUGAAAUUGGCAUUCCUGAGGUUUUUGCGAAGAAACUCACAUUUGCCGAGCCAGUUAAUGCAUUGAACAUCAAACAGAUGCGGAAACUUGUGAAGAAAGGACCAAAUCAAUACCCUGGAGCAAAUGGUGUUUUGACGUCCGUAGGCAAGAAAAUUAUUCUUGUUGGUGAUAAGGAUGAGGAACGAGAAGCAAUGUCCAAACAAUUACAUAUUUCGGAUGCUAACCGACUGAGAGCGCCUUUUAAGGUUUUACGGCAUGUGAAGAAGGGAGAUCUCUUUGUGAUGAACCGUCAACCAUCCCUUCACAAACCGUCAAUGAUGGGGCAUCGUGCACGAAUCUUGAAAGGUCAACGAGCAUUACGUUUGAAUUACGCCCCAUGCAAAGCCUACAAUGCGGAUUUUGACGGUGACGAGAUGAAUGGCCACUUCACGCAAUCAUACCAAGCUCAAGUUGAAGUCGGAGAGAUAGCAAAUGUCGGCAACAACUUUUUGGUGCCAAAAGAUGCCUCACCUCUACUCGGACUUAUUCAAGAUCACGUUGUGUCAGGAGUGCUUUUAACUUUACGAGGUCGUAUGUUUAAUCGAGAAGACUUCAUGCACCUUGUGUUGGCUGCAUUCUCUGAAACGACUCAACGCCUGGAAAUUCCACCGCCUUGUAUGAUCAAACCAGAACGAUUGUGGUCUGGAAAACAAGUCAUUUCGACAAUUGUUUUGAAUUGUAUACCUGCGGGUUAUCCAAAAGUCAACCUCACUGGAAAAGCAAAAACACCGGUCAAAUGUUGGAAGGUUCGCGAGAAGGAUCCUCCAACAUUCCGAAUGUCAGAAAGUGAAGUCAUCUUUAGACAAGGUGAACUGCUAUGCGGUGUAUUGGACAAAAACCACUUUGGCGCUUCGGAAUUCGGUCUCACACAUUGCUUCUUUGAUCUAUAUGGACAUCGAACUGGCAUCAAAAUUCUUUCCUGUUUUUCCCGACUUUUCACCACAUAUCUUCAGUACCAUGGCUUCACUCUUGGAGUAGCUGAUAUUUUGUGCCUACCAAAUGCGGAUAAACGUCGGAAAAAGGCUAUCAAAGGAGUGAGAACAAUUGGAGAUCAGGUUGCGAUCGAUGCUUUUGGACUUGGAGCCGAUGCUUCACAAAAUGAAAUUAAAUUGGCACUUGCGGCAACUUAUUGCAAUCCAAAAGGAGUUGGAGCCGAUCUUGCUGCGCUUGAUCGAACAAUGAAACGAGGAAUUACACCAUACAACGAUAAAAUUAACAAGGCUUGUGUGCCUGAUGGCCUAGUACGGUUAUUCCCGCAAAAUGGGCUUCAAAUGAUGAUUGAAAGUGGUGCAAAAGGAUCCACAGUGAACGCAAUGCAGAUUUCAUGUUCUUUGGGACAAAUUGAACUUGAAGGAAAGCGUAUGGCCGCGACAGUUGCAGGCAGAACACUUCCAUCGUUUAGAUCGUUUGAUUCUUCACCAAGGGCCGGAGGUUAUAUCGAUCAACGCUUCAUGACUGGAAUUAAUCCACAAGAACUGUUUUUUCACACAAUGGCCGGAAGAGAAGGACUUAUUGAUACUGCUGUGAAAACUUCACGUUCCGGAUAUUUGCAACGAUGUAUCAUUAAACAUUUGGAAGGGAUAAAGGUCCAUUAUGAUGCAACUUGUAGAGAUCAUGAUGGUUCAAUUAUCCAGUUUCGCUACGGGGAAGACGGAAUGGACGUGUGUGAAAGUAGUUAUAUGACAUCCGCUGAUCAAUACGAGUUUAUGCGAUCGAAUUUGGACAUAAUUGAAAAAUCUGUAAAACCCGAAGGGAUAUCUGCGAGAGAUUUGCAAAUACACGAAGCAACCGAACACUAUGAAAAGGUCAAAAAGCACCGUAAGACCAUUCUUUCAUUGUCGAAACGAGGAAAGGGCCGGAAUGCUGCUUUUUGUGCGUUUUCAUUCGAGCAUACUGGAACAAAGAAAGAGGAUAUUGUCAAAAUGUGGCAAGAACUGAGCGAAGAUGAACGUGACUUUUACAGAAAGAGUGUUUGUGGAAGGGUUAUGGAUACAGUUGAUGAAGCAUUCAACUCAACGAGAACACUCGGAGCACUACCUGAAGCCAUUUUGGACAAAAUUGACAGCUUCUCCGAUCAGAUUUUAAAGAAAUACGAGAAGAUCACUCAAAUUCGGGAAAAAAGCGGAUCUCGCCUUUUCGAGCAGGAUGAAGACUUGUUGAACGCGGAACGUUUAAAAAGGACUCUCUAUUGGAAAGGGAUGAAAUCACGUGCUGUGGCUGGGGAAAAUGUUGGUUUGCUAGCUGCACAGUCAAUUGGAGAACCAUCCACACAGAUGACAUUGAACACUUUUCACUUUGCCGGACGUGGUGAAAUGAACGUGACAUUGGGCAUUCCUCGACUUCGAGAAAUUUUGAUGACCUCGGGCAAGAAUAUUGCCACUCCCACUGCUGAGAUCUGUUUGCACAAGCAUGCCUGUGCUUCAGAUGUUGAGAAAAUUAAACAAGUACUUGAUCGGAUUUACUUACGGCAAGUUUUGAAGUGUUUCACGGUUGAAGAGCGAGUGAAUGUACAGAAAGGCAUCGGUCAACUUAGUUCACGACGAUUUGUGUUACGACUGGAGUUGUUGAAGAAGUCAAAACGAGAGAAAGAACUUCGUCAUAUUUCAAAUCGAAAAAUUUUGGCUAUGAUUGAGGCUCUCCACAAAGAUGCCAGAAGCAACAAAAAGAAAGAAGCUGACGGUGAUGAUGAAGGACAAAUUGAAAGGGGAGUAAAAGGAUUCAUUCAGAAAUUGACAAUCGAGUUGCAAAAGAAGCUGACCGCCACUCAGAAAGAAGAAGCAAUACACAUUAAGAGGGUGCGAAUCGGAAAUCUUGAACUUGGUUUGACAAAGGAUAAUCAAGAUGGAUUGCAGGACCGAUUUAAUAAGAGACAAGAUGCAGGAGAUUCUAGUGAUGAAGAGGCAGCUGGUGGUAAAGAGGCUGAUGCGGAUGAAAGACGGCUUCACAAUAGACAUAGAGACGAUGCUGCGGAAUAUGAAGGAGAAGAGGAAGAUCGAGAGGCACUCCCUGAUCGGGAAGAGGAAGAACAUUUUGAAAAUGAAGAUUUGGAAGAUAAAGAGGAUUUGGGCUAUGGAGAUGAGGCAAAAGGAUCUGAUGAAAAUGGCGAAGAAGCACAAAAUAAACGAAGACAGUCCUUGGCCUCGGAAAUUCAACGACGAGUUGAAAGUGUUCGUUCAAUUAGUCCCAACAUCGAUGGGUACAAAUUUGACCAGAACAACAACCUUUGGUGCGAGUUGACGAUCAAAGUUCCGCUUGUAGUAUAUUCUAAGAUCGACUUUGCUAAACUUGUGGGAAAUGUUGUCGAUUCAUUCGUGGUGAGUGGAGUGCGAAAUAUCGAAAAGUGUGUCUACGAUCCUGAUCGAAAUAUAUUGAGUACACAAGGAGUAAAUAGAGAGGUUCUUUUUGCCUUUUCAAACAUUUUGGACAUGAAUACGUUCUACUCAAACGAUUUGACGCUGAUGCUUGAUCUAUAUGGGAUCGAAUCGUGUGCAAAGGCUAUAGUUAAGGAGAUGUCAAACGUUUUUGGUGUUUACGGAAUUCGACCCUCCAAACGACAUCUCACACUUACCGCUGAUUACAUGACAUUCAAUGGAGAUAUUCAGCCUUUCAAUCGUACAGCGAUGAACUCUUCGGCUUCUCCAUUGCAAAAGAUGACUUUUGAGACGACGAUAGACUUUAUGCGCAAGUCACUCAUCAAUGGUGAUGUCGAUCAUUUGAGCUCACCAUCUGCUCGAAUUGUGCUGGGUUCAUUGAAUCGUGGAGGAACGGGUGCUUUUGAUGUGUUUGUCGAUCCGCAACAACUUUUGGAACAA
This is a messenger RNA of Mesorhabditis belari, 5352 nucleotides long. The record is from the annotation of a GenBank genome assembly. Lineage: Eukaryota; Metazoa; Nematoda; Chromadorea; Rhabditida; Rhabditidae.